Messenger RNA from Pteropus alecto (black flying fox), 5862 nucleotides. RefSeq names its product nuclear factor of activated T cells 2 (gene NFATC2). The record is from RefSeq and is a predicted model, not a curated record. NCBI's taxonomy places the organism in Eukaryota, Metazoa, Chordata, Mammalia, Chiroptera, Pteropodidae. Gene Ontology annotation, cellular component: transcription regulator complex. Gene Ontology annotation, biological process: calcineurin-NFAT signaling cascade; regulation of transcription by RNA polymerase II; cytokine production. Bases 221 to 2965 code for a protein of 914 amino acids. Gene Ontology annotation, molecular function: transcription factor binding; DNA-binding transcription factor activity, RNA polymerase II-specific; RNA polymerase II cis-regulatory region sequence-specific DNA binding. The transcript has 11 exons.
UCGCGCCGCUGCUCAGCUCCCCCGGGCGCGUCCAGCCUCGCUGCGCCAGGCGCGCCAUCCCCGGACCCGGCUUGCGUCCCCACGAGGACAGUGACCCCCGCCGCUCCACCUGCUUCUCCGCCCGCUUCCUGCCACCUUGCCACCCCCGGUGAGGGGCCCAAGAGAAAGCCUGCCCUCGCCCCCAGCCGGGCCCGGCACCCUUCCCGCCGCCUUGUGCGCCAUGGAUGCCCCGGAGCAGCAGCCCGACCCUGACGGCUACGAGCCGGGGGGCAGCCCCCAGGACGAGUUGGACUUCUCCAUCCUCUUCAACUAUGACUAUUUGAAUCCUAUCGAAGAAGAACCGAAUGCACAUAAGGUCGCCAGCCCACCCUCCGGACUUGCGUACUCUGAUGAUGUCCUGGACUAUGGCCUCAAGCCAUACAGCCCCCUCCCCAGUCUCUCUGGCGAGCCCCCCGGCCGAUUCGGAGAGCCGGAUAGGGUAGGGCCCCAGAACUUUCUGAGCCCGGCCAAGCCAGCGGGGGCCUCGGGCCUGAGCCCUCGGAUCGAGAUCACUCCAUCCCACGAACUGAUGCAGGCAGGGGGGCCCCUCCGCGUGAGAGACACUGGCCUCCUGGGGGAGCAGGCGCCCCUGGCGGGCGUGGCCGCCAGCCCGAGGUUCACCCUGCCCGUGCCUGGCUUCGAGGGCUACCGCGAGCCGCUUUGCUUGAGCCCCGCUAGCAGCGGCUCCUCUGCCAGCUUCAUUUCCGACACCUUCUCCCCCUACACCUCGCCCUGCGUCUCGCCCAAUAACGGCGGGCCCGACGACCUGUGUCCCCAGUUUCAAAACAUCCCUGCUCAUUAUUCCCCCAGAACCUCGCCAAUAAUGUCACCUCGAACCAGCCUCGCUGAGGACAGCUGCCUGGGCCGCCACUCGCCCGUGCCCCGUCCGGCCUCCCGCUCCUCGUCGCCUGGUGCCAAGCGGAGGCAUUCGUGCGCCGGGGCCUUGGUUGCCCCGCUGCCCGGAGCCUCACCCCAGCGCUCCCGCAGCCCCUCGCCGCAGCCGCGGGACGACGGCGCCCCCGCUGGGUACCCCCCCACGGCCGGCUCUGCCGUCCUCAUGGAUGCUCUGAACAGCCUUGCCGCGGACUCGCCUUGUGGGAUUCCCACCAAGAUGUGGAAGACCAGCCCCGACCCGUCGCCCGUGCCUGCCGCGCCGUCCAAGGCCGGCCUGCCCCGCCACCUCUACCCGGCCGUGGAGUUCCUGGGGCCCUGCGAACAGGAGGAGAGGAGGAACUCGGCCCCCGAGUCCAUCUUGCUGGUGCCGCCGACUCAGGCCAGCUGGGUCAAGCAGCUGGUGCCCGCUAUUCCCAUCUGCAGUAUCCCAGUGACUGCAUCCCUCCCUCCACUCGAGUGGCCACUGUCCCACCAGUCAGGCUCCUAUGAGCUGCGGAUUGAGGUGCAGCCCAAGCCACACCACCGGGCCCACUAUGAGACAGAAGGCAGCCGAGGGGCUGUCAAAGCCCCAACCGGUGGCCACCCUGUGGUUCAGCUUCACGGCUACAUGGAAAACAAGCCGCUCGGACUUCAGAUCUUCAUCGGGACGGCCGACGAGCGGAUCCUGAAACCCCACGCCUUCUACCAGGUGCACCGGAUCACGGGGAAAACUGUCACCACCACCAGCUACGAGAAGAUCGUGGGCAACACCAAAGUCCUGGAGAUACCGCUGGAGCCGAAAAACAAUAUGAGGGCGACCAUCGACUGUGCGGGGAUCCUGAAGCUCAGAAAUGCUGACAUCGAGCUGCGGAAAGGAGAGACCGACAUCGGCAGGAAGAACACACGGGUGAGGCUGGUUUUCCGGGUGCACAUUCCGGAGCCCAGCGGAAGGAUCGUCUCCUUGCAGACUGCGUCGAACCCCAUUGAGUGCUCCCAGCGGUCUGCCCACGAGCUGCCCAUGGUGGAAAGACAGGACAUCGACAGCUGCCUGGUCUACGGGGGCCAGCAGAUGAUCCUCACGGGACAGAACUUCACGGCCGAGUCGAAAGUCGUGUUCACGGAGAAGACCACAGAUGGGCAGCAAAUUUGGGAGAUGGAGGCCACGGUGGAUAAAGACAAGAGCCAGUCUAACAUGCUUUUUGUUGAGAUCCCCGAGUAUCGGAACAAGCACAUCCGCACGUCGGUGAAAGUGAACUUCUACGUCAUCAACGGGAAGAGAAAACGGAGUCAGCCUCAGCACUUUACCUACCACCCAGCAGUCCCAGCCAUCAAGACGGAGCCCAGCGAUGAAUAUGACCCCACCUUGAUCUGUAGCUCCGCCCACGGGGGCCUGGGGAGCCAGCCUUACUACCCGCAGCACCCAAUAGUGGCCGAGUCCCCCUCCUGCCUCGUGGCCACCAUGGCUCCCUGCCAGCAAUUCCGCUCGGGGCUCUCGUCCCCCGACGCCCGCUACCAGCAGCAGAACCCGGCGGCUGUCCUGUACCAGCGCAGCAAGAGCCUGAGCCCCACCCUGCUGGGCUACCAGCAGCCGGCCCUCAUGGCCGCCCCGCUGUCCCUCACGGAUGCGCACUGCUCCGUGCUGAUGCAUACCGGCUCCCAGGGCCAGAGCUCGGCUCUGCUCCACUCUUCCCCGGCCAACCAGCAGGCCUCGCCGGUGAUCCACUACUCGCCUACCAACCAGCAGCUGCGCUGCGGGAGUCACCAGGAGAUUCAGCACAUCAUGUACUGCGAGAAUUUCCCACCCGGCACCACCAGGCCCGGCCCGCCCCCUGUCAGUCAAGGUCAGAGGCUGAGCCCGGGGUCCUACCCCACGGUCAUUCAGCAGCAGAAUGCCACAAGCCAAAGAGCCGCCAAAAAUGGACCCCCGGUCAGUGACCAAAAGGAAGUAUUACCCACAGGAGUGACAAUCAAACAGGAGCAGAACUUGGAUCAGACCUAUCUGGAUGACGAGCUGAUAGACACACACCUUAGCUGGAUACAAAACAUAUUAUGAAACAGAAUGACUGUGAUCUUUGAUCCGAGAAAUCAAAGUUAAAGUUAAUGAAAUUAUCAGGAAGGAGUUUUCAGGACCUCCCGCCAGAAAUCAGACGUAGAAGAAGCCAUUAGCAAGACACCUCCCGUAUCUGACCCCUCGGAGCCUCCCGCUGCCCUCACCUCUGUUUCCUUUCCUGUCCACCUUCGGGCCCGGAGUCCACACGCGGGACGCUGCUCUGGCAGAAAGCUGACUCUGACUCAAGAGCUCGCCACCUCCCUCUAGAAACACCAGAGAGGACGCUCUGCCUUUCGAUUUGUUUUUGUUUUGUUUUAAAUCCCAAAGAGCAUCUCGGUUGACUUUUAACGGUGUGUCCCAUCCAAACCUUAAGUGCCUGCUGACCAAAAACACAAUUCUGAACGAGACAGCGCGUCGGAACCCGCCCGACCACGGAGCGUCCGGAGCGCAGGGCACGGGCUGGGCGGGGGCGGAGGACGUGGGCCCCGUGAUUAAACCCCAGCCCUUGCGUUCAUUUUUCCAGGUCACAGAUACAGCUCCUGUACCUUUUGAAGGAAAGGGGUUCUCCAACAGAACAAGAGAAAGAACGGGGCCCGAGUCCGCUUACAGCGAAGGAAUGCAGACGCCAGACCACCGUCCUUAGGGGUCAGCUAUCCCAUGCCACCGCCCCUGGGCCACGGCUCCUUUUUAAGUUCCCAUUCUGAAGCAAAACUGUCUGGCCCGUACCAGAUCACCUGUUAAAACUUCUUGGCGUUAAGUUAUGACAUGUGUACACUUUUUGCCUGCUUCGAAAAGCUGGCCAAGGCGGCUAAGGUGGAGCCUUCUCGGCCAGCUGCUCCUCGUCCUGCAGCGUGUGGUCAUGGACUGGAGACAGUCGCCCAGGCUGCAGAGCGAGCCCCGUCUGCUGCCGCCUGCAACCUAACAGCUUUCGGACGGUCCUGCUUGCUUUCUUCCUAACAGCCAGAGUGCUUUCCCAUGAAGUCGUUAAGAAGAAUCUCAAGCGUGUACAUUGAAUGUUGAGAAGGAAUGGCGGAAGGCCUAAAGCAAACCCUCCCCGCCCCGCCCUCCCCCAAAAAGUACAGGUAUUUUUAAGUAAAAUGGUUGUGGAAUGAGGCAGGCAGCACCCGAAGUGUUUCUGUGAGUGCUCCCUCCCCGCCUGCCCCGCCCCCCCCCCCCCGGAUGGAAGAAAAGGGCUGAAUUCUCCCCUCUCUGGCCUACACUCAAAGUAGGACACUCAAGCUCAGGGGUUGGCCCUGUGGUUAUUUUUUACCUGAACUCAUUCAAAGCCCUGCUCGGGCCCCAAACCCAUCUGCAUCAGCUGCCAGGUCCAGCACAGGGCUCAUCUGGAUAGAAGCAGGUCCGCUCACAGAGGCCCGUCCCUUAGAUCGAAUGACCAGGUGUGUGUGAUUCCCCCUCUCCCCCUCCCCCGGCUGUUUCUUACCACUGAGCACACCCAGGGUCUUCUAGAGUCUUUUUCUUUUUGUGCAAUUAUUGCACACAAAACCCUCGAAGUUCUCAGUGAGUUUUUAUCACCAGGAUGUGUUUUGUUUGCAUUUACUGCAGACACCCCAAGAGGAGCCGGGGAUUCAUUUCCAGCCAUUUGGCUGCUUCCCUAGUAAUCGACACAGUGUGAGCAUCCCGAGCACUCUCCACAAGGCUGUCCUUCCAGUGAUUUCUCAACCAAAUCUGCUGGGCAGAGGCCGAGAAGGGAAUCGUGGCGGUGAAGGGCCCGCUUGGGUUUUCUCCGUCUUGGCUUUCUCAUCAAGGUUACCCAGAGGCAAAACCCUCCUGCGAGCUGGGCUAGGAGCCCAGGAUUUGGUGACUGUGCCUGGUGUGUGUGGCGUCCCAGACAGAGGACAGAAUGUCCACGUUAGGGCCUUUGCAUCCACCUGUCUGUAACCUUUUGGUCAAGUCCGAGCAUUUAUUUUCCCCCAACAACUGGGGACCUCUUCUCCAGCCACCCCAAGCACGGAGUUUUGCGAAAUUCUUUUAAACAAUGACAGUAAGAAGGUAACGGCUGUUGCAAAGCUUCGGCGAUGCAAAAUUCUUCCUAAUUAUUACAGAGUUCCUGAUCCAAGCAGCUUUACCCAGAGACCUUUCCCGCCAGCAACACCGAAUUCACCAGGGAAGAGCCGAAGUGCUUGGCAAGUGACUUGUUCUCACUUGCCCUGGCUAGGAGCCAUUUUUUGCACAUGAGGGAAUUUGGCCUUUCCUCAGUUAUCUGAAUGUUUUACCCAAGUGCCUUCCUGCUAUUGUAGCAAAGUCGCUCAGCUUCACUGAGCACAGGGUGGAAAAAGACUAAUGAAUGCAUUUUCCAUCGGUUUUCUAACCCCGUUAGUGAAAACGGCCUCCUGAUAGUUCAAACUCCUCUACGUGUAUAUGUUGUACGUGUGUGCGUAUAAUACACACUCCAACGCUCUUUUUCUAAGACAUCUGAGCUGGAUAUUACAGGAAAACACUUCCAGAAAACAACUAUACCAAAUAGCAAAGGAAGGAGAAACAGAAGCACUGGUUUUGAGACAUAAACAGGCAACGGAACGUGUACUGGGAACUGACAGCUGUCGGGAGGGUCUUGUCAGUUACAAAUGCCAGGAGGAAAUUUUGCCAAGAGUAAAAAAUCCUCAUGAGAUAGUUUCAGGAUGGUAAGAGGCAAUCAUAUCCUCUAAGAGAAUGAGAAAGCGAGGAUGUCUAAGGUGUGUGUGCUGCACGUGUGUCAGAAGGGUUAGGUCAUGGUUAGGUGGAGGUUUGCACUUGCUACAUUCGAGGUGAUGUAAAUAUGUAGCUAGCACUUGCAACAGCAACCGGGCUGCUGAAUGUCGUCUGUAUCCAAAGUGGAUGAGUCUUCCUGCAUUGUACAAAAAUACUGCUGCUUGAUAAUAUAUAAUAGCGAUCCAAAUUAA